CGCAUUUACCCCUUAGAUGAACCUAGGAAUACGACCUAAUUGAGCCUCAAUGUGGGUCCCAGUCUCAAGUUCUAGAACCAUCCGCACACAUCUAACGAUACAACUUAUAAAACAACAUAACUCGUGAAUUUUUUACGCAUUUACCCCUUAAAUGAACAUAGACUGUGCUAAUAUGACCUAAUGGAGACUCAAAAUGGGCCCCAAUCUCAAAGUUCUAGAACCUUCUCGAUCUCACACAGCCAUCACUACAGCCUAUAAAACAAACAUUGCCCUUCAAUAAAAAAAAAUGAGUUAAGUAAACUAUAAGUACAUAUCUUUGAUAUGGAGGUGAGAUCGGAGUACUUACUGCCAUCUCUGCAAGGGCUAACCCUAGAUGAAGCCAGAUCAUUGAUUCUUCCUCAUAUUCUACGAUUCAUCACCUCUACUCCGGAGCCAGAACAUACACGUAACAUUGUGGUACUGGUGGAUGCGACGAACAACAUAAUCUCCUUCCUCGAAGAUCGUCCUAUCAAUGCAACACCUAUUUUGGAAGGGCUUUUACCUGCAUCAAAAGCUUCCAUUGAAGCGAUGCCGAUGGUUAAGGUUUUAGAUGAAGGGAUUGAUUGCUCUAUUUGUUUGUUGGAUUUUGAAAGUGGUGAGGAAGCUAAGGAGAUGCCUUGUAAACAUCGUUUUCAUUCGAUUUGUAUUGACAAGUGGUUGGGAAUAAAUGGAUCGUGUCCGAUUUGUAGGUAUAAGAUGCCAGUGGAUGAACAAUGUGAGAAAAAAGAUGAAGAAAGUGGUGACGAUGAAAGAGGUGAUGAUGAUGGUGACAGUGAUAUGGAGGAAGAUAGAGUGAUGUUUGUUUUUGAUGUUGUUGUUAGGCCAGAUAGUAGAGGUCUAAUAGUAUCGAUAUCAGAAGUGCAUAGACAUUCCGAUGAUGUGUCGAUAGGUGCUGGAAAUGGCGAUGUAUUUGAAGCUGACGGAGAUGCCAAUGAAUCUGAAGCUGGAGAUGGCGGAGAUGACGAUGAAUCCGCAGCUCAAGAUAUGGUUAUUGACAACAAUUAA
Molecule: messenger RNA, 1044 nt
Organism: Solanum dulcamara
Lineage: Eukaryota; Viridiplantae; Streptophyta; Magnoliopsida; Solanales; Solanaceae
Exons: 1
Coding region: 322-1044 (240 amino acids)
Biological process (GO): protein ubiquitination
Cellular component (GO): cytoplasm
Molecular function (GO): ubiquitin protein ligase activity
Source: RefSeq, a predicted model, not a curated record